This is a messenger RNA of Oppia nitens, 1708 nucleotides long. Its product is annotated as zinc finger CCCH domain-containing protein 11B-like. Gene Ontology annotation, molecular function: metal ion binding. The record is from RefSeq and is a predicted model, not a curated record. The transcript is spliced from 2 exons. NCBI's taxonomy places the organism in Eukaryota, Metazoa, Arthropoda, Arachnida, Sarcoptiformes, Oppiidae. The coding region runs from base 147 to 1577 and encodes 476 amino acids.
AUAUUGAAUGAAAUACAAUAUUAUUGAGUGUUUGGUUUGUAUUACAAAACCAUUGAUUGUUUGAAUACUUUUUGUGUAAUAAUCGGUACAUUUAGUGACCAUUUUUGUUGUUUGUGACCAUUUGUUUGAAUACUAGUUGACCACCGAUGAUGACGACAAUGGAGAAGAGUGACGACGACUGCUAUUUCUAUUAUUACUCGACGUGUACUAAAGGCGAUGACUGUCCAUAUCGUCACUGUGAGGCCGCACUCGGAUCAGAGAUAACAUGUACUCAUUGGCAAAACGGGAAAUGCAUGCGUGCGGCCACUUGUAUGUACCGACACAUGGAGUCCCGUAUUAAUCGGUCAUCUAUUGCCUGCUAUUGGGAGACACAGCCGUCCGGCUGUCGGAAACCACACUGUGUUUUCAUGCAUAAGAAGCCUCGUUUGGUGACAAUGGACGACGAGACCAAAACUGAUGGUAUUAUCAGACCGAUCACUAACAGCACAACUACGGGUUUAGCGGACAACACGAAUACCAGUGAUAAUAACGGCGCUAAUAAUACACAAAACAAUGGUCUCCUUCAAAGUAGCGCUAAAAGUGGACUAAAACUGUUUGACGACACCGACUAUGUAUCACAAUCGGUGUCCACAAUGAAUGACGCGAUAGUUAAUCACAACAUACAACCCAUUAACAUAUCACUUAAUGAUGACAAUGAAGAGUCAGAUAAUGACAGCGAAAAACUCGAAGAUAAUACUAACGACACGCUAUUAACUGGUCGUCAAUUGAGAACAGCAAACAUGAAAAGUAAUGACAUUAACGCCAACUUCGGUGUGAAGACAUUGGAACAAAUCAGAAUGGAAAAGGUCUUCAAUAGUGAGGCCGACGAUAACGAUCAACAAUUUAACGACUUCUCCGACUUUUCAAUGAUAUUGGAGACGCAAAACAAACAACAGAAGACCAUCACUACUACAACAAACAAUACGACUAAAGAUUUAAGAGUAAAACUCAAAAGAUAUAAUCAAAGCGCUAGUCUUGUUAAGACAUUGCCGACUAUUACGGGUAUAGUGAACGCAACCAAUACUCCAACGAAUGAAUCGCAAACUUUUGCUGUUAAGACAUUGGAUCAGAUUCGUCGCGAAAGACAAGACAAAAGUUUAAAAGCUAAUACCGAUGAAUCAAAUGAAGACAAGUCAAUAGAGAAUGGACUCAAAGAAAAUAAAGAACCGAAAGGCGAGAAACGAUCGGCCGAUUCGUCAAAUCCACCGAUCGUUAAGAUUAGACGCUCUUCUGUAGGCAUCACUUCACUCGUAGCGCAACAAAACACAAACAAUGAAACUCAAGAAAAAUGUGAAGAUAUUAUAGUUAAAGAUCUUCAUUGCAGUCCAACUCCUACUUUACCACCUAUUGAAACAACAGUUGUCACACAAACCGAUACUUCAGAAAGACAACGAAUAAAAUCAUUUAACACAGAUUUAGACGAAGAGUUUGAUUUCAGUCUCGACGGACAAUCAUCCAAUCAUAUGAGUGAUGCCAUUGAUUGUGACGACGAUGACGACGAACUAAUGCGCGAAAUAAAUCAAGUAAUCAAUAGUUGAAAUUAAACACCGAUUUCUUAGUUUUGUUUUUCUGUUCAACAAAAGUUUGAAUGUUAUGUUAUAUCAAUUAAUGACAUAAAAUUAUAACUGACAUAAAAUUUUGAUAAAUUAUUGAUAUAUUGAUACUUAUU